Messenger RNA from Acaulospora morrowiae, 191 nucleotides. The record is from the annotation of a GenBank genome assembly. NCBI's taxonomy places the organism in Eukaryota, Fungi, Glomeromycota, Glomeromycetes, Diversisporales, Acaulosporaceae.
CCCUUUUGGCUUCGACCAGCACGGGUGCACCAUCACACAACAAGAGAGAUGCUAGCCCACAUCAAGAAAAGCGUGAUGCCGACCCCCACAACUACAAACGUGACGCAGAGGCCAACCACGAGAAACGUGACGCCGAACCCUCAUACUACUACAAACGUGACGCAGAGGCCAACCACGAGAAACAAACGUGA